CUCAUGGGGGCCCGCCACCCUUUUACACAGCGUUCCCUUCGGGAGGACAGUAUUCCAUCCUACAUACCAUCUUCUGUUAUCCCUUCGCCUCACACUACCUUUUCCUCUUCCACAAGCAAACGUUCCUUCUCUCUUUCUCAUCUGCUUGUAUUUGUACUUGCAACUGCUGGAUAUCCCCCAUUUUCCCUACAUCCCAAUGUGGUCGCUGCUGCUGUCACACCCACCUGGCGAGCAUUCCACGGAGCAGCCAUUGUCGAUACAUCCAUGAUCAUUUUCGGUGGCACAGUUGAUCCUAACGUAAAUCCGUUUGAUUCAACUGUUUCAGGAUCAAAUGACCUCUGGGUCUGGAGCACUACACUACGCCAGUGGUCACAGCCUAAACCCGAAGGAUCAAUCAAUCCUCCUAACCCUCAAAAGUUCCUGACGUCUGUCCCGCUGCAAUCUCAAGGAAAAAUGAUGGCAUUGAUUAGCAAUUCUACGACUGGAUCCACACAAACUGACCUUAUAAUCCUCGAUACUAAUUUUUGGACAUGGUCUAUUCCCAACUCACCAAAUGGAGCAUCAGCACCAGCAUCGAGGUUGGGCGCAGCAAUUGGUAUAUCUGACAAUACAGUGUAUGUGCACGGCGGGACUUCCUCCAACUCCAAUGGAUAUGCCGCCUCCUCCGGUGCCCUAAAUGACCUUAAUAAACUAGAUGAUAGUACGUUUGAGUGGACUUCUAUUGCUAACGGACCAGCACUCAUGUAUCAUACAAUGUGCAAACUUCCAGGGGUCAACAAGAUGGUUGUUUUUGGGGGGAGUGACACCGCCAGCAACGCUUUCAAUGAUGUACAUACAAUCGAUCUUGGCUUUGAGACCUGGAGUCUGAACGUCCGCGUCGAACCUGGUCUUGGAGGAGGUAUUCCCUCUGUCAGGAAAGGGCAUACAGCUGUGUGUUUAAAUAAUACCAUGGUAGUAUUCGGGGGUGGAGCGGAUGGACCACUUGACGAUGAUGUAUGGGUCAUGGAUGCCUCUAAAACGCAAUGGGUAUGGAACAGGAUGACAACUAAUAAACAAAUGGGUCCAGGGCCUAGGACAGGACACUCGGCGCUGCUGAAUGGGACCAAUAUUCUCAUCUGGGGUGGAUACGGCGCACCACUAGCUAGUGAUAUCAAUAUCUAUAUCCUGGAUACUCUGACCUGGCAAUGGAGCUCAUCCAAAGAGGUCCGGGGCAGUUCACCACCGCCAUCUACAGCUGUACCGAGUAACCCAACUAAUAGCAAAAACAAUUUGCCAGUAACUAUCGGUGUCGUCUGUGCAUGUAUCGCCUUGAUUGCUGCGUUCGUUGGGUUUCUAGUUUUCAGGAGGCGUGCAUCCAAAAAGGCUCAGGGUCAGGUAAAGCGAGCGAAGGAUAACGCCAGCUAUUUAUCUGAUGCAGAGCAAUAUCUCUCGAGGGAAAUGAGCCUGGAUGACAAGCCGGCCUAUUAUAAUCAGCAUUCAGGACGAGACUCUGGAUCUUCCCUUGGUGGUUGGCCUAGUACUGCUGGCAGAAAGAACAUCCCAUCUACUGCACAGGGAUACCCUAUGCGAUCCAUGUCGACACUUGGCCAACAGGCAGCAGCAACAGCAGCAGAUACUUCUACUGCAGCUGCUGAUGCUGGAUCCAGUUCUGAACAGGGUGCUGUCGUAGCAGAUACCACUCAAUCUCUGGCAAAGCAGUCACCAAAGCCAACUCAGUUGUCAAGGCAGAUAUCAUUGCAGGAUGUAGAUCAAAUAUCUCAGAGAACAGGUGUCCGAGUUGGAUCGAUUGCUUCUGAUCCCUUUUAUCCUGCUCAUCUUGCAGAGAACGAUGAGGAGGAUGCUGAUCGGUGGACGUUUGCAUCGUCGCUAUCAUUCGAUCAAAGAGAAAAGGUUGGGCCCAUUCCUACACUACGGUAUAUCCCUACACGUGGCUCGGGCAUGCCAGGAAUCCAAAGGUCCAUGGUGCAAUCCAGUGGGAACCUAGUACCAAGUUAUUCUGCGGCUAGGGGUGUACGACGGGAUGUGAGCGCUCCAUCCAUACUCUCUGGUAAAGCCUCGUCAAUCGGCGGCGCCCCGUCUAUCAUCCUCAAUCCAGCAGGACCCAACGCUCAGCCAUUAAGUCGGGAUGGAUCCAUUAUCAGCCCAAGGGAGGCAACGUUAUUUAACUCUGUGAGUCCACUGGACAGGGUCAGUUUGAUGUGCUCAGGAUUGGAUGUAGAAUCUCAGGUCUCAGGAGAGGAUGACCACUUAUCAACAACCCAUCUUCAUUCCAAAGGCGGCUUUCCACAGUGGCAAGACAGUUACCGACGUGAGAGCUGCAUUGGAGCAACGGUGGAGGAAGAAAUCGAAACCCAUGUUACACUGCAGAGAUCUGGAUCAUCUUCUACUGCCAACUCCUCAGGGGUUUAUACGACUUUGGAGCAUCCAGCUCUUGCAACAUUGAUCCAGAAUUUACCCGCCCGAUACUUGGUCUCUAAAUCUCCCAGCCCCAUUCAUGGAACUUUCAACGACAUCCUAUUUGCAGUUGAUUCCGAUACACAGCAGCCAAUUGUGAUCAAAUCAUUUUCAAGAAGAGAAGCCUGGGAGAGGGAAUGCAGGGUGCUAAAGAAAUUACGAGGGCCCUGUGUUGUUGAGUUGAAGCAUGUGGCAACUCUUGUUCUGUCUGAAACUGAUGACCCCAACAAACCCGCAACAAUUCGACUCACUAUUCUAGAACGCUUGGACGAGACUCUUGCACAGAUGUUGAAGAAUGCACGAAAAGCCAAAAAACUAGCGUUACGUGAACAGGCUGCGGGUGCACAAGGAGAGCAUUCAUUGGACUUGUCAGGCGCAGGAUUGUACAGAUCAGGACCUGCAUUGGAUGAGAGUUAUGUGAAGGACAUUGUGAAGGGCGUACUCCGUUGCUUGACCUGGUGUCAUUCCAAGAAGAUUGUCUAUUGUGAUUUGAAGCCGACCAACAUUAUGCGAAACCGGGAUGAUCCACGUCAGCAGUGGAAACUCAUUGACCUUGAGUCCUCCAGGACUGCAGAAGAAGAGCGGAUGAGUGUAGGUACUGUUCGGUAUUGUCCGCCUGAAGUAGCAAAAGCGACUGUUGCUGCAAAAGAGAGCACUGGUAAUUCAACAGCAGGAGUAACAGCGCACUACAGCAUGGAUCUCUGGGCAUUCGGAUGUCUUCUCUACGAGCUUUUUGCGACAAGACCAUUGAUCCCAAAGAAAGCAAAAGAUGAUGUGGUACUUCAUUUCUUGGCCCAUCCAUCUGUAGAUACACCGCCUUUAUCGAAUGGGCUAAGGUGGACAAACACUCAAGAGCUUGAGAUCCCUUACUUUGAAGAGGCUGUACGGAACAAGAGCGCUAGACAAUUGAUCCGCAUGCUCCUCCGUCCUGAUCCCAAGGACCGUGCUGUGAUGGAUGAGAUCUUGGACUCGGAGUACUUGAGCAGCGAAGCAGAAAAAAGAAUUUUAGGUCGAGUUAAUCAGAAAAACGUGGUGAUAACCUAAUACUACCAAAUGUACUUUUCUUUUCCUUCCUUUCCAAUUAUUAAUAUACCAAGGAUAGUCUAGUGAGCAACCAUCCACAUAUUUUCAAAAAGAAACCUUGCAUGUUAAAUGUGUCUUAUUUUAGUUUUCACGUACAGUCGCUGAGCUCAUAUUUAUGUGUCAUAC
Molecule: messenger RNA, 3663 nt
Organism: Lobosporangium transversale
Lineage: Eukaryota; Fungi; Mortierellomycota; Mortierellomycetes; Mortierellales; Mortierellaceae
Exons: 6
Coding region: 4-3498 (1164 amino acids)
Biological process (GO): protein phosphorylation
Molecular function (GO): protein binding; ATP binding; protein kinase activity
Source: RefSeq, a predicted model, not a curated record